Molecule: messenger RNA, 1482 nt
Organism: Dipodomys ordii (Ord's kangaroo rat)
Lineage: Eukaryota; Metazoa; Chordata; Mammalia; Rodentia; Heteromyidae
Product: PRAME family member 8-like
Exons: 1
Coding region: 1-1482 (493 amino acids)
Biological process (GO): negative regulation of apoptotic process; negative regulation of cell differentiation; positive regulation of cell population proliferation
Cellular component (GO): cytoplasm
Source: RefSeq, a predicted model, not a curated record
AUGAGCCUCAGGAACCCACCCUCGUUCCAGCAUCUGGCCAUGCAAAGCCUACUGAGCAACCCAUCCUGGGCCAUCUCUGCCAUGGAGACUCUGCCGGUACUGAUCUUCCCUUCACUCUUCAUGGAGGUCUAUGCCAGGGCCCACACAGAGGUGCUGAAGGCCCUGGUCCAGGCCUGGCCCUUCCACUGCCUCCCCCUGGGGGACCUGGAAGAGUCUCCAGACCUGGAAACCUUCAAGGCUGUCCUGGAUGGGCUCGACCUGCUACUGGCCAAGAAGGAGCGCCCCAGUCGGUGGAAACUGCAAGUGCUCAGUCUGCGGAAGGAGCACCCCAACAUCUGGACAUGGGGGUACCCUUCGAUGGCCCGUAUCUCUUCUCCAGACAUCCUGACUGACAAGCCAACGGAGAGCCACUGCUCAGGGAUGACUAAAGAGCAACCCUUGAUGAUCACCAUGGAUCUGACCAUCAAAGAUGGCACCCAGGAUGCUCUGCAAGCCCACCUGCUCCACUGGGCAAGGGAGAGGAGAGAAAGAGUUCAGCUGUGCUCCAGGAAGCUGCAGAUUUGGUCUGACUCCAUCUCUGAAAUCCAGAAGGCUUUGCAUGUGGUGAGGCUGGACUCCAUCCAGGAACUGGUGGUGAGUGAAUUCUGGAAUCGAGAGACUAUGAAGAUCUUUGCCCCUUAUCUCAGCCAGAUGAAGAACCUUCACCUCCUGAAGCUCUCCAAGAUGCGUGCCGACUUCUACACUGCCAGCCAAAAGAACUCUUGGUAUUCCUGGAAAAUUGGGGCCCAUCUGGGCCAGCUGCAGCAUCUCCGGGAGCUUCAUGUGCACGAAGUCCUCUUCCUUUAUGGAAAGCUGCCCGCCAUCCUCAGGAGCCUGAGGCCUUUGAAGGCCUUGUCUCUGAGCGCCUGUGCACUGCAGGACGACGACCUGAGGUGUCUGUCCCAGGCUCCCUGCACCAGGCAGCUCCAGCACCUGCAACUGACCAGUUUGUUCAUGGAUAACUCCAGUCCUGAGUCCCUGCGAGACCUGCUGGAGCAUGUGGCCAGCACCCUGGAGACCCUGGCCCUGGAGGACUGUGCCUUCACGGAUGCCCAUCUCUCGGCCAUCCUGCCAGGCCUGAGCCAGUGUUCCCAGCUCCUCGUCUUCAGUGUUUAUGGGAACCACAUCUCCAUGGCUGCCCUGUACAACCUCCUGAGCCUCACUGCCAGGUUGGGCCACUUAAGCCGAGGUCUCUAUCCUGCCCCUCUGGAGAGCUACCGCCCUCAGGAGUGGGGGCUAGGGAACAUCGACCCUGAGAGACUUGCCCUGGUUCUGGCAAGCUUGGGGCAGGUAUUGAGAGACCUGGGGCCAACCCAGAGGGUCCAAAUCUGUACUGAUUUCUGUCACCACCAGAACAAGUGCCAGUUCUACAGCCUGGGCCCGGAUGGUUCCUGGGUGCUCACAGAGGAGGGGCUUCCCAGCCUUUCUGCUCUGUCUGUGUAG